This is a messenger RNA of Haliaeetus leucocephalus (bald eagle), 2779 nucleotides long. RefSeq names its product forkhead box O3 (gene FOXO3). Gene Ontology annotation, molecular function: RNA polymerase II cis-regulatory region sequence-specific DNA binding; DNA-binding transcription factor activity, RNA polymerase II-specific. NCBI's taxonomy places the organism in Eukaryota, Metazoa, Chordata, Aves, Accipitriformes, Accipitridae. Gene Ontology annotation, cellular component: mitochondrial matrix; nucleus. Gene Ontology annotation, biological process: regulation of transcription by RNA polymerase II. The transcript is spliced from 4 exons. The coding region runs from base 32 to 1885 and encodes 617 amino acids. The record is from RefSeq and is a predicted model, not a curated record.
GCCGCCGCAGCCGCCCGCGGGGGAGACCAAGAUGGCAGAGGCGUCGCCCCCCGCCCCGCUCUCGCCCCUGGACGUGGAGCUGGACCCCGAGUUCGAGCCGCAGAGCCGCCCCCGCUCCUGCACCUGGCCCCUGCAGAGGCCCGAGCUGCAGGCCAGCCCAGCCAAGCCCGCCGGCGAGCCGCCCGCCGACGCCGCCUCCAUGAUCCCCGAGGAGGAGGACGACGAGGAGGAGGGGGGCGGCUCGGCCAUGGCCGUCGGCAGCGCGGGCGGCGGGGGGCUGAGCGGGGGCCCGGCGGCGGCGCCGAGGAAGUGCUCGUCGCGGCGCAACGCGUGGGGCAACCUCUCCUACGCCGACCUGAUCACCCGCGCCAUCGAGAGCUCCCCGGAGAAGCGCCUCACCCUCUCCCAGAUCUACGACUGGAUGGUCCGCUGCGUGCCCUACUUCAAGGACAAGGGCGACAGCAACAGCUCGGCCGGCUGGAAGAAUUCAAUCCGGCACAACUUGUCACUCCACAGUCGAUUCGUCAGGGUGCAGAAUGAAGGCACCGGGAAAAGCUCUUGGUGGAUGAUCAAUCCAGAUGGUGGAAAAGGUGGCAAGGCGCCCCGGAGACGUGCUGUGUCAAUGGACAACAGCAACAAGUACACAAAGAGCAGAGGGCGGGCGGCUAAGAAAAAGGCAGCCCUGCAGACUGCCCAGGAGACGAGCGAGGACAGCCCUUCUCAGCUCUCCAAGUGGCCAGGGAGUCCCACCUCCCGCAGCAGCGACGAGCUGGAUGCAUGGACGGAUUUUCGCUCCCGUACAAAUUCAAAUGCCAGUACGAUAAGUGGCCGCUUGUCACCGAUCUUGGCGAGCACCGAACUGGAUGAUGUUCAAGACGAUGAUGCUCCGCUUUCUCCCAUGCUGUACAGUAGUCCAUCGAGCUUGUCCCCAUCAGUAAACAAACCAUGUACUGUGGAGUUGCCUAGGUUGACUGAUAUGGCUGGGACAAUGAAUUUGAAUGAUGGACUGACAGAUAACCUCAUGGAUGAUCUCUUGGACAAUAUAACACUCCCUCCCUCCCAGCAGUCACCCACAGGAGGGAUAAUGCAGAGAAGCUCCAGUUUUCCUUAUGGUUCCAAAGGUUCAGGGCUGGGUUCCCCGUCAAGUAGUUUCAACAACGCCGUGUUUGGGCCAUCGUCCCUGAAUUCCCUCCGCCAGUCACCCAUGCAGACCAUUCAGGAGAACAAGCAGGCCACCUUCUCUUCCAUUUCUCAUUACAACAACCAGACGCUGCAGGAUCUCCUCGCCUCUGAUGCACUUAGUCACAGCGAUGUCAUGAUGACACAGUCUGACCCACUCAUGUCACAAGCCAGCACAGCUGUGUCUGCCCAGAAUUCCCGCAGGAAUAUAAUGCUCCGCAACGACCCCAUGAUGUCGUUUGCCGCGCAGUCCAGCCAGGGCAGUCUGGUCAAUCAGAGCCUGCCCCAUCACCAGCACCAGUCCCACAACUCCUCUCUUAGUGGCAGCCGUGCCUUGUCCAAUUCCAUCAGUAACAUAGGCUUGAGUGACUCAAACAGCUUGGGAUCCACCAAACAUCAGCAGUCACCUGUCAAUCAGUCUAUGCAAACACUUUCUGACCCGCUCUCAGGCUCCUCUUUGUACUCCUCUAGCGUGAACCUCCCAGUCAUGGGACACGAGAAAUUCCCAAGUGACUUGGACUUGGAUAUUUUCAAUGGGAGCCUGGAGUGUGACAUGGAGUCCAUUAUCCGCAGUGAACUCAUGGAUGCAGAUGGGCUGGAUUUUAACUUUGAUUCCCUCAUCUCAGCUCAGAACGUUGUCAGUCUGAAUGUGGGGAACUUCACUGGUGCUAAACAGGCUUCAUCACAGAGUUGGGUACCAGGCUGAAGGAUCUUUGAGAACAGGGAAAAUGGGCAAACAGGCCCUCAAACUGACACGAGAUGUAGAGAGAGAACCCUUUGCCAAAUCUGCUGUCAGCAAGUGGACAGUGAUACUGUUUACAGCUUACGACCUUUGUGAACCCUGCAUUAUUUUCCUAACGAAGCAGACUGUUAAUAGGCCCCUUACCGGAGUGAAGAUCCUCCUUUUUUUUUUUUUUCCUCUUUUUUUUUUUCUCUUUUUUUGGGGGGGGAAUUGAACUAAUUCUGAAGUAUGCAAAAUCUUCCUUUUCUGGGAUGGCCAAGCACUUGCUGUGGAGACAAUGUUCAGCACCAUCCUGUUAAGAACGCACUGUGUAGCCUUUACAGUAGUUACUUGUCAAUGAGUAUGUGGUGUUUCAAUAUAUUAAUGGUUUAUGGGAUGUUUUAAGUUGGCUUUCUUUUUUGGAGGUUUUCCCUGUCUGCGCACCCUCCCCCUACAACCUCCAGGUUGAUUUCCUUAGAUUUUUGACCAUUUUUGCUUUCUCUCCCUGGGAAAUCUGAAGUACUGUGCACGUGCCAGGAAAUGAUCAUAACCCAACACUGCUCAGACGUCAGGGUUUUCUGAGUAUACAGCGUUUGUUACACCGAUCAACCGGCUGAAUUCCAGAGAGAGGUGAUGUGUGUGGUCUGUUUGUUUGUUGGGUUGGUUUGUUUCUUUCUUUCUUACUCUUUCCUUAAAUUUAAUGGUACACCCCCCGUUUUCCAUAAGCGUCAAACCAGGGUUGAUUGCAAAACAAGGGAAGCCGGCGAGUUUGCCUCUUGGCUCGUGAGGAUGGACUGACAGCGGGUGCCGUUGCCCGCACGUGCACUGAGGCAGGAGCCCGUUUGCUCCCCACCAGAGCAGGCUCCCCUCCUGCCUUAU